AUGUCUUGGAAGCUUACCAAGAAGUUAAAGGAAACCCAUCUGGGUCAGUCCUUGAGCCCCUUUUCCCGAUCACCAUCCACUUCUACCAUUACCGACAAGGAGAAGGAAGCACAGGCCAGCGGCUCCGUUACUCCCACGACCGAAAAUGCCAUAGCUGCUUCUGAGGCCAUGACGCAGGCACCCGUUGUCAAGCCCCCAAAGCCCGGUAUUCUCGUCGUUACCCUCCAUGAAGGUUCAGGAUUUUCCCUUCCCGAGCAGCACCGAAGUGCAUUUGCCUCAUCACACCAAGGAUCAAUGUCCUCUGGAAACAACAUGUCCGGAUCUGUUCGACCAGGCUCUUCACAACGUGUCGCUGGGUCUCUUGCUAAUGGCAGCGGCCGACCACAAUCGGCAGCAGGUGGGUUCAACGGUAUCCCCACCAACCACGGCCGAAUUUCUGGAAAGUACAUGCCAUAUGCUCUCCUCGAUUUCGACAAGGUCCAGGUCUUUGUCAACUCGGUGGACGGAAACCCCGAGAACCCUCUGUGGGCUGGCGGAAACACCCAGUACAAGUUCGAUGUUUCAAGAGUGACAGAACUCGUCAUUCACCUGUACAUGCGCAACCCUACAGCGCCACCCGGAUCUGGACGAAGCCAGGACAUUUUCCUUGGUGUGGUCCGCAUCAACCCCCGAUUUGAAGAGAGACAGCAGUACGUGGAGGACCCCAAGGCCAGCAAGAAGGACCGUGAGAAGGCGGCUGCCGAGCACGCAUCGCGCAGCGGUCACUCAGGUGCCGAAUGGGUCGAUGUGCAGUACGGAACCGGCAAGAUCAAGGUUGGUGUCGAGUACGUCGAGACCCGCGCAGGCAAGCUCAAGAUAGAGGACUUUGAGCUCCUCAAGGUCGUCGGCAAGGGCAGUUUCGGUAAGGUUAUGCAGGUGCGCAAGAAGGACACGAACCGAAUCUACGCUCUCAAGACAAUCCGCAAGGCGCACAUUAUUUCACGAUCCGAAGUUGCCCACACACUCGCCGAACGGUCUGUGCUGGCGCAGAUCAACAACCCUUUCAUUGUACCGCUCAAGUUCAGUUUCCAGUCACCAGAGAAGCUAUACUUUGUCCUCGCCUUUGUCAACGGAGGUGAGCUGUUUCAUCAUUUGCAAAAGGAGCACCGAUUCGACGUCAACCGAUCCCGAUUCUACACCGCCGAGCUUCUUUGUGCUUUGGAAUGUCUUCACGGCUUCAGCGUCAUCUACCGAGAUCUUAAGCCCGAGAACAUUCUCCUGGAUUACCAGGGUCACAUUGCUCUGUGUGAUUUCGGUCUCUGCAAGCUUGACAUGAAGGACGAGGACCGAACCAACACCUUCUGUGGUACUCCCGAGUACUUGGCCCCUGAGUUGUUGAUGGGUCAAGGCUACAACAAGACCGUCGAUUGGUGGACUCUUGGUGUUUUGCUGUACGAGAUGUUGACAGGUCUCCCUCCUUUCUACGAUGAGAAUACCAACGAGAUGUACCGCAAGAUUCUAUCAGAGCCUCUCCACUUUUCCGACGUGGUUCCUCCGGCUGCCAAGGAUCUUCUUACCAAGCUGCUCAACCGUAACCCUGAGGAGCGAUUGGGCGCAAACGGUUCUGCCGAGAUCAAGGCGCACCCCUUCUUCCAUGCUAUUGACUGGCGGAAGCUACUACAGCGCAAGUACGAGCCUACAUUCAAGCCCAGUGUGGCCGAUGCUCUGGACACCGCCAACUUUGACCCCGAAUUCACAUCCGAAGCACCUCAAGAUUCCUACGUCGAGGGCCCUAUGCUGUCACAGACCAUGCAGAACCAGUUCCAAGGUUUCAGUUAUAACCGUCCGAUUGCUGGUCUUGGAGAUGCUGGUGGUAGUGUCAAGGAUCCUUCAUUUGUUGGAAGCUUGACAGAUAACCGAUAA
Messenger RNA from Fusarium sp. VM40, 1902 nucleotides. The record is from the annotation of a GenBank genome assembly. NCBI's taxonomy places the organism in Eukaryota, Fungi, Ascomycota, Sordariomycetes, Hypocreales, Nectriaceae.